Messenger RNA from Musa acuminata subsp. malaccensis (wild Malaysian banana), 1974 nucleotides. RefSeq names its product protein trichome birefringence-like 42. The record is from RefSeq and is a predicted model, not a curated record. Lineage: Eukaryota; Viridiplantae; Streptophyta; Magnoliopsida; Zingiberales; Musaceae. Gene Ontology annotation, cellular component: Golgi apparatus. Gene Ontology annotation, molecular function: O-acetyltransferase activity.
AGGAGACUUCAAGACCUAAAAAGGAUUGAGAUGUGAAGUUCCGUCAUGGCGUCCUCGAAGAAAGGAUCAAACUGUUUAAAAACAAGACAAAAAGUACAACAUGCACUAACCAAUCCCCCAACCAAAACGACAAGUGCUUUCUCUCCUAAGCAUUGACUCCAGCUUCCGGAGGCGGUAUCGUGCUCGCAUGGAGUCCCUUCCACCUCCCCUCGUCAACCGCAAGUGGCUGCUCUGCACCCUGGCCUGCUUCCUCGGCUAUCUCCUCAUCUCCUACAGCCUUCAGAAAGUGUACCGCCCGAGCACGACCAUCGCAUCUUUUCCAGACCUCGACGGCACUGCUCAUGUAAGCAAAAAGCCCUCCACCGUGCCUUCGCUUGCAGAAGCAUCGGCAGAGACUUAUGUAGAGGUUCCACCUGUCAGCACUGCCCCCGCGCCUUGUGAAGCUUUUGUGCAAAAGUUGGAGCCGACGCCUACUCCUCCAUCGGUCAUCGCGGCCAUGUACCCACGGGCAACCACCGAGGCGGAUGCGUCUCCACAGCCCAGCGCGGUAGCAGGGAUGGCCUUCUCACCAUCCGACAAAGCAGAGCUUCCGUCUCCGGAUUCUAGCCUGGUGCAUGUCACGAAUUCCUCGGGGUCUCCGAUCAUGGCGCUUCCACCUAAGCAGUCUAAUGAUGUCGAUGCAAAUACUUCUUCCUACUCCUCACAAAUUAUCACAACCAAAGAAAUCCUUACAGCCGAAGCGACGACACCGGCAGCUCGCGCCACCGAAGAGGGAAACGUGGUGAAGGAGAAGAAGAAGUGCGACGUGUUCGACGGCAGGUGGGUGUACGACCGGAAGAGGUACCCUCUUUACCCGUCGCAAUGGUGCCCCUUUCUCACCGACCAAGUAAGCUGCCAGAGGAACGGCAGGCCCGACUCCGACUACGAGCACUGGCGGUGGCAGCCUAAUGGCUGCGACCUUCCGAGGUUUAAUGGGAGCGAGAUGCUGGAGAGGUGGAGAGGGAAGCGAGUGGUGAUCGUCGGUGACUCCCUCAACAGGAACAUGUGGGAGUCGCUCGCCUGCAUGCUCUACUCGUCGGUGCGCCGGAAGCGCGCCGACGUCAAGUUGCACGGCUCAGAUUACAAGGUGUUCCGAGCCCUGGAUUAUGAUUGCUCGGUGGAGUUCUUUUGGAGCCCCUUCCUGGUAGAGCUGAAGGAAAGGGAAGACCAUGCCAAGAUCCUAAGGCUCGACAAGCUCCCGGCAGAAGAACGCCGAUGGCUGGGUGCCGACGUCAUGGUGUUCAACACCGGCCACUGGUGGACGCACCGCGGCAAGAUGAGGGCGUGGAACUACUUCGAGUGCAGCGAAGGGUUGAUGGAGGACAUGGAAGCGGAGGAGGCGUUCCAAAGGGCACUCCGGACUUGGGCGCAGUGGGUCGACCGAAACGUGGACCCGGCCAGGACCGCCGUCUUCUUCAGGAGCAUCUCGCCCGAACACAAGAGGGAAAACUUACACUGGUGCUACAACCAGACCCACCCCAUCACCAACGACACUUAUCUGCAGCAGUUUCCGAGAUCCAUGGUGUCGCUUGCGGAGACGACCAUCGGGAAGAUGAGAACCCCGGUGACGUAUCUGAACAUCACACGGCUGUCGGAGUACCGGCGAGAUGCGCACACAUCCAUUUACACAUCCAGGCAAGGGAAGCUGCUAACGGCGGAGCAGAGGAAGGAACCCGCGAGAUAUGCCGACUGCAGCCAUUGGUGCCUUCCAGGAUUGCCCGAUACUUGGAAUGUUCUUCUCUUUGCUUCCCUCCUCAUGGGAACAACCCCCUCCAUCAUUUCAUAGAUCUUUUCAUCGUGUAGUGCUCCUUCAGGAUUGCCACUUAAUUAUUUUCUGGACAUGAAAAGGAUCAUAUUUAAAUUUAGGAGCUCAACCCAAAAGAAUCCAUGUAGCUAAUUAAAAAAAUGUACAGAACGUACAUAAACAAGAAAGAA